UCCUUUGUACUUUGCCCCGUGCCGGACACUGCGGGUGGUGUAUAAGGAAGUUGCGCUCGUGCCGGACACUGUGGGUGGUGUAUAAGGAAGUUGCGCUCCAGUCUGCAAGUAAGGCAACCAGCCUCCUUCCACGAAGAGGAAACUUGAAGCCCCAGAGACUCUCCACUAAGGCGAAGGCCCGAAAGCCCCUCCCCAAGCUUCUGUAAAGGUUAAUAAAAGGAAGGAUGUAGUCCCUAACAACCCAGCCCAACGACUCACUCCUCACCCCCCCUUAAAGGAGGAGGGGGCUCUCUCCAAACAGGGACCAGAGAGUAACAGUAGGCGGUAGCAGGGCGGGGCUCCAGGAGCAGCCUCCUUAGGAGCCAGCUCCCAGGCAGCGGCUUGCAGAAUCGGAAGGAAGGAAGGAGGGAGACAGCGAGGGAAGGAGCUGGCGGCCCCGCCCCAGGCCCCGCCCAGCCCGAAGAAGGAGGGCUGACUUUUCCGCCUGGGGGAUUCGGCAGCAGGCAGGACGGGGUGCCCUUCCCUUCCUGUGAAGCUCGAGCAGCCCCACGCAAGCCCAGCCGCCGCUCACCAAGAAUGGCAAUCCCUCCGACCCACUACCCGGCCUCCAGGGCGGCCUCGGUGGUAGAGAGCUGCAUCAACUACCAGCAGGGCAGCCCCCACAAGGUGUUUCUGGUGCAGACAGUCAAACAAGCCAGCCUGCAGGAUAUUCCGGGAAGAGGACGUAAGUAUCGCCUUAAAUUUUCUGUGGAAGAAAUUAUCCAAAAACAAGUUACAGUGAAUUGCACAGCUGAAGUACUGUACCCUCCAAUGGGACAAGAUACUGCACCAGAAGUCAACUUCACAUUUGAAGGAGAAAUUGGAAAGAACCCAGAUGAGGAAGAUACCACAUUUUAUCAUAGACUCAAGUCUAUGAAGGAACCACUAGAAGCACAAAAUAUUCCAGACAGUUUUGGAAAUGUACCUCCGGAAAUGAAGCCAGUUCAACAUUUAGCCUGGGUUGCCUGCGGUUAUAUAAUAUGGCAAAAUUCUACUGAAAAUACAUGGUAUAAAAUGGCAAAAAUUCAAACUGUCAAGCAAGUGCAAAGAAAUGAUGACUUCAUUGAGUUAGACUACACCAUUCUACUUCAUGACAUUGCAUCUCAGGAGAUUAUUCCUUGGCAAAUGCAAGUUCUCUGGCAUCCACAAUAUGGUACUAAAGUAAAACAUAAUAGCCGUCUACCAAAGGAAGCACAAUUGGAAUAAAUGAAGACUGUAACAUUCGAUGAAGUAUAAACAUGCUUAUUAAUGAUGUGUAUACCAGUCUUCAUUGAUAUCUAGCUUAAAGGGUCAGACAAAUCUCAUAAGUGUCCCUUUGUAUAAAUGGACUGAACUAAAGAACUAUAUAGCUUCCAUAAUAAAGAGCAUCACAAUGUAAAAGUGUCUUAUCAACAGUAACAGUGCUAUGUAUAUCCCCUAAUAAAAAGCUUUAAAUUCCAGCCUCAUA
This is a messenger RNA of Balaenoptera musculus (blue whale), 1486 nucleotides long. RefSeq names its product latexin (gene LXN). Lineage: Eukaryota; Metazoa; Chordata; Mammalia; Artiodactyla; Balaenopteridae. The transcript is spliced from 6 exons. The coding region runs from base 577 to 1245 and encodes 222 amino acids. The record is from RefSeq and is a predicted model, not a curated record. Gene Ontology annotation, molecular function: metalloendopeptidase inhibitor activity.